GGGCGGGGUAUAUAGCCCAGCGCCCGCGGGCCGGGUCUUGUGAACGCCACGCGGACCCGCUGGAUCCUGGACUCUGCGCUGCUGCCAGCCGAUUUCUUUCUCCAGAAGAAAAAUGGCAUCUGUUGCAGUUGAACCACAGCCGAGUGUGGUGACAAGGGUGGCCAACCUACCCUUGGUGAGCUCCACAUAUGACCUCGUCUCCUCGGCUUACAUCAGUACGAAGGAUCAGUAUCCCUACUUGAAGUCUGUGUGUGAGAUGGCAGAGAAGGGCGUGAAGACCAUCACCUCUGUGGCCGUGAUGAGUGCUCUGCCAAUCAUCCAAAAGCUAGAGCCACAAAUUGCCGUUGCCAAUACCUACGCCUGUAAGGGGCUAGACAGGAUUGAGGAGAAACUGCCUAUUCUGAAUCAGCCGACAAACCAGGUUGUGGCCAAUGCCAAAGGAGCUAUGACUGGGGCAAAAGAUGCUGUGACGACUACUAUGACUGGGGCCAAGGAUUCUGUGGCCAACACAAUCACUGGGGUGGUGGACAAGACCAAAGGAACAGUGACUGGCAGUGUGGAGAAGACCAAAUCCGUGGUCAGUGGCGGCAUUAACAUAGUCCUAGGAAGUCGGAUGAUGCAGCUGGUGAGCAGUGGAGUAGAAAAUGCGCUCACCAAAUCAGAGCUGCUGGUAGACCAGUACCUCCCUCUCACCAAGGAUGAACUAGAAAAAGAAGCCAAAAAAGUGGAAGGAUUUGAUCCUGUUCAGAAGCCAAGUUAUUAUAUCAGACUGGGAUCCCUGUCCACCAAGCUCCGCUCAUGGGCCUACCAGCAGGCCCUCAGCAGGGUUAAAGAAGCUAAGCAGAAAAGCCAAGAGACCAUUUCUCAGCUCCAUUCCACUGUCAACCUGAUUGAAUUUGCCAGGAAGAAUGUGCAUGAUGCCAACCAGAAAAUUCAGGGUGCUCAGGAUAAGCUCUAUCUGUCCUGGCUGGAGUGGAAGAGAAGCAUCGGAUAUGACGAUACAGAUGAGUCCCACUGUGCUGAGCACAUAGAGUCACGUACUCUUGCUAUUGCCCGAAACCUGACUCAGCAGCUCCAGACCACAUGCCACACCCUCCUGUCCAACAUCCAAGGGUUACCACAGAACAUCCAAGAUCAGGCCAACCACUUGGGGGUGAUGGCUGGUGACAUCUACUCAGUGUUUCGCAACGUUGCCUCCUUUAAGGAAGUGUCUGACGGCCUCCUCGCUUCCAGCAAGGGGCAGCUGCAGAAAAUGAAGGAGUCUUUAGAUGAUGUGAUGGAUUAUCUUGUUAACAACACACCCCUCAACUGGCUGGUAGGUCCCUUUUAUCCUCAGGUGGCUGAGUCUCAGAGUGCUCAGGCCCAAGGUACAGCCAGGAGGCCCGGCAGCCUGAGCGCAACACACAUUACACCUGUCCCUGUCAGCAGUGCACAGGGCAGCCAGCCAGAUGACCCCUCCUCUUACGUUGAAACCUGCUAGACAACUCUGAAGUGGGAAAGCAGCUAUCGAGAAAAAAAGGUCCUCUAUUGUAGUCAUUGCCAACUGGAUUAAGAGCUUUAAAGUUUCUACUUUAACGGAUGAGUUCUGUUGUUUACUUGGCUGGAAAGAAAAGAAUGAUAGACUGUUCAGAGCCUAUCCAGAACUCACAAAAUGUCCCAGUGCAUUUAUGGCCUCAUUCUGUUGCCACUGUUGCUGUCUGUUUGUAUUGAAUAAAAACACCUUUAUGUGGGCUGUUGUAUGAACUGGUGUCUGCUCUGGUUUGGUCUGAGCAGGCCUCAGCACUGGUUUGUCUCACAAUGCAUGCUUGUGCACCCUGAGUUUUUUAUUUUUCAUAAAGGAAUGCCCCCUUUGAAUUCAAUAAAAUUCACUGCAGAAUAGAUCACUUUUAUGCUGUGUGUUACAUGUGCUUUUAGUGUGGCUUUCUUGGAACUGCUUUGCCUGCAUGACAGGGUUAUUAAUACACAUGAAUUCAAAUGGGCUGUUGGGGAAUUUGUAAUAACAUUGGAAGACUAAUGUUAAAAAUGGAAUGUUUGAUAACAGGUUUUAAACAAAUUAAAAGCUAAUGUUCCUGUAAGAAUUUUA
Messenger RNA from Lagenorhynchus albirostris (white-beaked dolphin), 2083 nucleotides. It is a transcript of the gene PLIN2, whose product is annotated as perilipin 2. Bases 113 to 1480 code for a protein of 455 amino acids. Gene Ontology annotation, biological process: positive regulation of triglyceride storage; lipid storage. Gene Ontology annotation, cellular component: cytosol; lipid droplet. The transcript has 8 exons. Lineage: Eukaryota; Metazoa; Chordata; Mammalia; Artiodactyla; Delphinidae. The record is from RefSeq and is a predicted model, not a curated record.